Topomyia yanbarensis is the source of this 1597-nucleotide messenger RNA. RefSeq lists its product as uncharacterized. The transcript has a single exon. The annotation marks the transcript as partial. NCBI's taxonomy places the organism in Eukaryota, Metazoa, Arthropoda, Insecta, Diptera, Culicidae. The record is from RefSeq and is a predicted model, not a curated record.
CCUAACUCCAAGGUAUUGGCUAAACUGAAGCUUGGUAGGACGAAGACAACCGCUAUUGUUGGUGGAGUGUUAGCAGAAGAGCAACAUGACGAACUGGUGAGCAAAAUGAAGGAGCGUAGUUUCUCUUUGAUCGUGGAUGAAUCUACGGAUAUCAAAGCCACAAAAACGUUGGCAAUGGUGGUAAGGAUUUGCAACGUGGGCGAAAAAGGUGACUGUGAAGUACGUGAUGUGUUUUACGCAGCCGUAUCGCUUGGAGCUGCUGAUCACAAAACUAUUUACAACGCUAUCAUUGAACAAUUCCGUAAGGACGGCAUUCCUUACAAGAAUCGAUUAAAAGGUUUUGCGUCUGAUGGUGCAGCUGUGAUGAUGGGUGGGUCAAACUCUGUGCUGCGGCUGCUGAAAAUCGAUUGUCCUGAUUUAGUAAUCAUCAAAUGCACUUGUCAUUCGCUAGCGCUAUGUGCUAGCUACGCCUGCGGAAAAAUUCCUGACUAUCUCGAGCAGCUUCUAAGGGAUAUAUACAGCUAUGUAUCAAACAGUCCGAAAAGAGCAAGCGAGUUCGAUAUGAUUCAGGAAAUAUUAGAACUAAAACCUCUCAAAAUGCUCCAUCCAUCUGUCACUCGAUGGUUAUCCUUGGAGGCAGUAGUCAAAAGAUGUCUUGUCAGAUUCUCCGAGUUGAUUCUGUUUUUUAAUGUUCAAUACAAUAUUGAUAAGAAUCAAACCGCUAGCAGGAUACUAUCUUAUUUACAAGAUGCAAUGACUAAGCCUCUCUUGCUUUUUUUGGAGUAUAUUUUGCCACAAAUUAACAGACUGAACCGCAUGUUCCAGUCAGAAAAACCUGAAUUCACGAUGAUGCACAACGAAUUGAAAGAGUUUUAUUUGACGAUUCUUACUAAUAUAUGUGAGGAAUCGUACGUUAAAUCGUUGUCUCAAGCCAAUUUUAAAGAUUUUGAAAAGCAUCUCAAGGUUGGGAAAUAUAUAUGUUGGAAUGGCAGCCGGAAAAGCGAUUGAGUUUGUUGAUGGCGAAAAGCAACAGAUUUUCUGGAACAUAUGUCGUAGUUUUUUCAUAGAGCUGGUUAAGCAAAUCCGAAAGCGUUUCGAUUUCAAUGAUCCGAUUCUUCAGGCAGCUGCUUGGUUGAAUCCAACACAAUUUUCUAGUUUACCAAGCGUCAGCGUGAUUUUGGAGGCAUUCCCAGGAUUUUACGAUGGAGACUUUCAAGAGUUAGAAAAUGAAUUUCGUACCUUAAAAGUUAAGCUACUUUGCAAUGAAAUUGCAGUUUCAGAAAACGAACACGUGCAAGAUUGGUGGACAAAGAUAACUAGCAUGAAAAAAAUUAACGGUUCCUUUGCGUUUCCAGCACUUCGAUGUAUCGUUUUUAACAUUCUCACGAUCCCUCACUCUUCAGCUACCGUGGAACAGAUUUUUUCACAAUAUAACAACAAUAAAACAAAACUUCGGAAUCGACUUAAUAACGACACGAUGAAUUCAAUCUUAAAAAGUAAAAAUUGAAUUAAUCAACGUGGCGUCAGCUCAAAAAUGGUUUUAACUGAAAGUUUACACUCAAAAUUUACAAAAACUAUGUACAAACAUCAUCAAACG